This is a messenger RNA of Pyrus x bretschneideri (Chinese white pear), 2408 nucleotides long. RefSeq names its product putative S-adenosyl-L-methionine-dependent methyltransferase SCO7813. NCBI's taxonomy places the organism in Eukaryota, Viridiplantae, Streptophyta, Magnoliopsida, Rosales, Rosaceae. Gene Ontology annotation, molecular function: methyltransferase activity. The record is from RefSeq and is a predicted model, not a curated record. Bases 993 to 2084 code for a protein of 363 amino acids. Gene Ontology annotation, biological process: methylation. The transcript has 2 exons.
GAAUUCGCUUCUCUUCUCGUAAUCCAGGUAGUUUAAAACAUCAUAUCGUGCACACAAAAUUAAUCAAAACAAAAUCUAACUAAUACGAUUUUUGUCUCAAAAUUCCUAUGGAAAAGACAGUUUAUCUUGAGAAACGGGGUAUUAACUUCUCCUAGGAAAAUAUUGGUCAAAUAUGGGCUCUGUCUGCUGAUGCCAGUUGUGUGUGCGUCUGGGCCCGUCACUGCUCUCAUGCAGCCUUAGUUGAUUUCGGGCUUUAGGGCCCAUCUCUUUCAAGUUCCAACCAACAAAAGAGAAGUUUCGCUUUUCCAGUUGGAAUUACCCGGCCACCAAAGGAAACUACCCCCACAGCUAGUAAGUCUUUUGGCGCGUGGGCUAGUGUCACCAUGAGACGAGACUUUCCUCCACCCCUUGGAUGCUUGACGCUUCCGAUCAAUAAUACAAUGUCACGUCCAAAAAUUAUAUGGCAUGCUACUUCUCCGAGACCCCACAGUGGCAUCACGGAUGCAAGUAUAGAGGGUGAAUCACUUGAACACGACUACAUACUGAUAGCCAAUCAAUUCGGGGCCUUUUGGGAAACCGCAAACAGCUUAACGCCAAUUGCCUUCCUUUGCCACAGUGCAACGCAAGCAAACAUGUACCAUCAAAAUGGAUGCCUUUGUCGUAUGCACAGCCAAAACCAAACAAAUGAGUACUUGUUAUGAAACCAUGAACUGGAUUGGACUGGACUUCCCUUUAUUAGGAGCCACUCGCACCAGAUAAUAGCACAACGGCUAUAAGGCCGAAAACAGAAACGCACUAAUUGGGGCAGUCGUGGACUGCAUUGCAACCUUCCCUUUUUAUCCAUGCAAAAAUUAAAAGCCGGGACGCGACUUGUAAGCCAUUUUCUCCAACCCUUUUGGUUUUGUGUUGUGUGGCUCUCUUUUCUUAUCCCUCUUAUCACCUGCCUCAACCUAACAUUUUGAUCCCACCUCUAUCUUCUGCUUACACAUAGCAUGCCAUAUGUUCUCCAUUCCUUUCUAUUAGUUUCCAAAAUUACGUGCAGUUUGAAGGCGUUUCCGUGCAAUUCAAAGACCAUGUCGAGUCAAGACAAUGGCUCGCCUGAGUUCCCAACGUGGCCGGAGUUCAAGCUUCCGGACUUGUUGUCCACAGACACCAUUCGACAGGUUCAUGCAACGAUUGAGAAUGAAUGGGAUCCUCUUCAGCGGUCAGCUUGCCAGACGGCAGCUGGGAGAGCCUUGUGGAAUCAUGUCAUUCAUGACCCCCUGGCAGACAUACUUGCGGGAGAGUCCUACCUUAAAAGUCUCCAUGAGAAGAUAAAGAAAGACUGCGUCAACAAGGCGCGAGAAAUCUCUGGUGUCAUUCUUGCAGUUCGAACGCUCUGGUUUGAUUCGAAGCUUGAAGCAGCACUUCAUUCCUUCAACGACGGGGAAGCACAAGUAGUUCUUCUUGGGGCAGGAAUGGAUGCAAGGGCUUACCGAUUGAGUUGCCUGAAGGAAAGCAAUGUGUUUGAAGUUGAUUUUCCUGAUCUCCUGCAAAUAAAGGCCACUCUCCUGCAAGCAGCGAUGGAUUCUACAAACGGUCACCCGUGUCUAAUGAUGACAGCAAAAUCCAUUACAAGAGUGGCGGCUGAUAUCAGAAGCAAUGACUGGCUCGAAAAACUUCAAACAUCAGGGUUUGUGCCAGAGAAGAACACAGUGUGGGUGCUAGAAGGCCUCCUCUACUACCUAACCCAUUCCGAGGCCACGCAGGUACUUGAAACCAUAGCAGGCAAGUGCUUGCUUACUCAGACGGUACUCUUGGCAGAUUUUAUGAACAAACCAUCAAUCAGUCUUUCCAAUUCCAUCUUCCAUUUCUACAGCGAUUGGCCUGAUCAUCUCCUGCCAUCUCUUGGCUUUUCUCAUGUUAAACUAUCACAAAUUGGUGAUCCAGAUGCUCAUUUUGGACUCAUGCACGAUCCCUCAAAUCUGUUCAACAAGCUCCGCAGCUUGCCUAGGUCAGUAUAUACCCACCCAGAUGAUGGAACGCCAUGCUGUCGCUUGUAUUUGGUUGAGGCUUCUGGUUCACCGAAUCAAACUAUUCCAUAGAUAGCCAGCAGAUAUUUACUAAAUAUCUCCAACUAGCUGCUCAGCUUGUCUAGGUCAGUACAUCACGGCCAGGUGAUGGAAAACUUCGCUACCGCUUGGUUUAGCCAUCUGAUUCAACCUAUUAUACCAUUCCACAUGGACCAACAGGUGAUAAUGAUCUGAUCAAAAGUGUCAGCUCAAAACUAAAGCAGCAUAGGAGGAGUAGGCAGCAUCAAUAUUUGUAGUUCUGCGAAGAAAAAUAUAUUCCAUUGGAAUGAGAAACUCAAACGAAUUUGAGAUGUCUGAAAGUUUCCAAGAAGCCAAUACUUAUAUUCAAUUGUUCAA